This is a messenger RNA of Rhinopithecus roxellana (golden snub-nosed monkey), 2203 nucleotides long. RefSeq names its product serpin family E member 1 (gene SERPINE1). Lineage: Eukaryota; Metazoa; Chordata; Mammalia; Primates; Cercopithecidae. The record is from RefSeq and is a predicted model, not a curated record. Gene Ontology annotation, molecular function: serine-type endopeptidase inhibitor activity. The coding region runs from base 151 to 1359 and encodes 402 amino acids. Gene Ontology annotation, biological process: negative regulation of endopeptidase activity; negative regulation of plasminogen activation; negative regulation of vascular wound healing. The transcript is spliced from 9 exons.
CGGAGGAGCACAGCUGUGUCUGGCUGCAGGGCCAAGAGCGCUGUCAAGAAGAGCACACGCCCCCCUCCAGCAACUGAAUUCCUGCAGCUCAGCAGCCGCCGCCAGGGCAGGUCGAACCGCCAAUCGCAAGGCACCUCUGAGAACUUCAGGAUGCAGAUGUCUCCAGCCCUCGCCUGCCUAGUCCUGGGCCUGGCCUUCGUCUUUGGUGAAGGGUCCACCGUGCACCAUCCCCCAUCCUACGUGGCCCACCUGGCCUCAGACUUCGGGGUUAGGGUGUUUCAGCAGGUGGCGCAGGCCUCCAAAGACCGCAAUGUGGUUUUCUCACCCUAUGGGGUGGCCUCGGUGUUGGCCAUGCUCCAGCUGACAACGGGAGGAGAAACCCGGCAGCAGAUCCAAGCGGCCAUGGGAUUCAAGAUUGAUGACAAGGGCAUGGCUCCUGCCCUCCGGCAUCUGUAUAAGGAGCUCUUGGGGCCGUGGAAUAAGGAUGAGAUCAGCACCACAGACGCGAUCUUCGUCCAGCGAGAUCUGAAGCUGGUCCAGGGCUUCAUGCCCCACUUCUUCAGGCUGUUCCGGAGUACAGUCAAGCAGGUGGACUUUUCAGAGGCGGAGAGAGCCAGAUUCAUCAUCAACGACUGGGUGAAGACACACACAAAAGGUAUGAUCAGCGACUUGCUUGGGAAAGGAGCCGUGGACCAGCUGACACGGCUGGUGCUGGUGAAUGCCCUCUACUUCAACGGCCACUGGAAGACCCCCUUCCCCGACUCCAGCACCCACCGCCGCCUCUUCCACAAAUCAGAUGGCAGCACCGUCUCUGUGCCCAUGAUGGCUCAGACCAACAAGUUCAACUAUACUGAGUUCACCACGCCUGAUGGCCAUUACUACGACAUCCUGGAACUGCCCUACCACGGGAACACCCUCAGCAUGUUCAUUGCUGCCCCUUAUGAAAAACAGGUGCCUCUCUCUGCCCUCACCAACAUUCUGAGUGCCCAGCUGAUCAGCCACUGGAAAGGCAAUAUGACCAGGCUGCCCCGCCUCCUGGUUCUGCCCAAGUUCUCCCUGGAGACUGAAGUUGACCUCAGGAAGCCCCUAGAGAACCUGGGAAUGACCGACAUGUUCAGACAAUUUCAGGCGGACUUCACGAGUCUUUCAAACCAAGAGCCUCUCCACGUUGCGCAAGCGCUGCAGAAAGUGAAGAUCGAGGUGAACGAGAGUGGCACGGUGGCCUCCUCAUCCACAGCUGUCAUAGUCUCAGCCCGGAUGGCCCCCGAGGAGAUCAUCAUGGACAGACCCUUCCUCUUUGUGGUCCGGCACAACCCCACAGGAACAGUCCUUUUCAUGGGCCAAGUGAUGGAACCCUGACCCUGGGGAAAGACACCUUCAUCUGGGAUGAAACUGGACAUGCAUCGGGAAAGAAGAAACUCCGAAGAAAAGAAUUUUAGUGUUAAUGACUCUUUCUGGAGGAAGAGAAGACAUUUGCCUUUUGUUAAAAGAUGGUAACCCAGAUCUGUCUCCAAGACCUCAGCCUCUCCUUGGAGGACAUUUAGGUCAAAAUCUCUAGUCUCCACCUGGAACCCUGGGAGACUACUCCCUUAAGGUCUCCAAACCAGACGGUGACGACUGCGGGACCAUCUGGGGCACCUGCUUCCGCCUGUCUCUCUGCCCACUCGGGUCUGCAGACCUGGUUCCCACUGAGGCCCUUUGCAGGACGGAACUACGGGGUUUACAGGAGCUUUUGUGUGCCUAGUAGAAACUAUUUCUGUUCCAGUCACAUUGCCAUAACUCUUGUACUGUCUGCCACCGUGGAGGAGGCUGGUGACAGGCCAAAGGCCAAUGGAAGGCCUUUCAUCUCAGAGUCCAUUCUGGCACUGGCCACCCCUCCCCAGUACAGGGGUGCUGCACGUGACAGAGUGAAUGUCCCCCAUCACGUGGCCCAACCCCUCCUGGCCUGGCUGUCUCCCUCCCCAGAAACAGUGUGCAUGGGUUAUUUUGGAGUGUAGGUGACUUGUUUACUCAUUGAAGCAGAUUUCUGCUUCCUUUUAUUUUUAUAGGAAUAGAGGAAGAAAGGUCAGAUGUGUGCCCAGCUCUUCACCCCCCAAUCUCUUGGUGGGGAGGGUUGUACCUGAAUAUUUAUCAUAUCCUUGCCCUUGUGUGCUUGUUAGAGAGAAAGAGAACUAUUAAGGAAAAUAAUAUUAUUUAAACUUGC